UGUUUCCUUUUUUUUUUUUAUCCUGAUCAAGUUUCGCUCUGCAAAUCCGUAGUUAAAGUCCAGCCUUUUUCACCGUCAAAUUUCUUUUAGUGAAAAAAAAAAAAAACAUAAACGAAAGUUGCUAUAUUUUGUUUUCUCCUUUUUCUCUUUCGUGUUAAUGGAAUACCGGUGUGUCCAGUGCGGGUUUCGGAUCAAAACCCUAUUCGUUCAAUACUCACCGGGAAACAUUCGGUUGAUGAAAUGUGUGAACUGUAAAGCAGUUGCUGAUGAAUAUAUUGAAUGUGAGCUCAUGAUUGUUUUGAUUGAUUUAAUAUUGCACAAGCCAAAAGCAUACAGACAUGUACUUUUCAACGUUCUCAACCAUGAAAGAACCCAUUUUCAGGGUCUCUUGUGGAAGUCAUUAGUUGGUUUCCUUGUACUGGAUGCAUACAGAAGUUUGCUUGUCAAAAGACCUGAGGAAGAAUGGGGCACAUCCAUGAGCAUUUCUUCAUUUUUUUGGAUAUAUCGUAAGAUGUUGAUGGAUGUAUUUCUUGGGAACUAUAUGUUUCUGUGUUCUUUCCUUUUUGCAAUCAGGAGCCUGCUCAAGACAUCAGCUCAAUUCUCCAGGUUCAGAGAUCUGUUGCUUGCAAUUCUAAUUUCAAGUUACUUCAAGAUUCUUCUCACUGCCAUGAUGGUUUGGGAGUUUCCACCUGCAGUGAUUUACAUCAUUGAUUUAUUUGUUUUAUCAUCUAAUACAGUUGCACUAAAAGUGAUAACCAAGUCAACUAUGAAUCGAUGUAUAGGGGCCUGCUUCAUCGCACAUGCCAUAAAAUUUUGUAUAACACAAGCAUUUGCUUAAGACAUUGAGAUACCAAUAUAUAUUUUUUUGAAUGUUCACGCCAUAUUGAAACUAAAAA
Gossypium arboreum is the source of this 896-nucleotide messenger RNA. Its product is annotated as protein ARV 1-like. The transcript is spliced from 9 exons. Lineage: Eukaryota; Viridiplantae; Streptophyta; Magnoliopsida; Malvales; Malvaceae. The record is from RefSeq and is a predicted model, not a curated record. Gene Ontology annotation, cellular component: Golgi apparatus; cortical endoplasmic reticulum. Gene Ontology annotation, biological process: regulation of plasma membrane sterol distribution; intracellular sterol transport; sphingolipid metabolic process. Bases 158 to 838 code for a protein of 226 amino acids.